Gymnogyps californianus (California condor) is the source of this 6210-nucleotide messenger RNA. RefSeq names its product Rap guanine nucleotide exchange factor 5 (gene RAPGEF5). The transcript is spliced from 26 exons. Bases 1 to 2604 code for a protein of 867 amino acids. Lineage: Eukaryota; Metazoa; Chordata; Aves; Accipitriformes; Cathartidae. Gene Ontology annotation, cellular component: plasma membrane. Gene Ontology annotation, molecular function: guanyl-nucleotide exchange factor activity. The record is from RefSeq and is a predicted model, not a curated record. Gene Ontology annotation, biological process: positive regulation of GTPase activity; Ras protein signal transduction.
AUGGCCGUGGGCUCCGUGAAGAUGCCGUCGCCGUGUGAGGGCGCGGAGCUGGCCCGCAGCUGGAGCCCCGGCGGCGGAGCCCACGAGCCGCCGCCGCCGGUGCAGCUGCGGCAGAAGCUGCGGGAGCUACCGGCGCUGCUGCGGAGCGGGCUGACGCUGCGGAGGAAGAGCGCCGCCGCCGCCGCCGGCCGGACCCUGUCCAGAAGAAUUUCAAAUCCCUAUUUGGAAACUCCUUCAAACAAGAUUUAUGGAGAAAGUUCUUCCUGUGCUGGGAGAGCUCUCAGGAAUAUUUUUACUCUACAAGCGUCUGACCUGAUUAAAGACAGGGUGUAUCUUACUGGCAUUUGCAGGAGAAGCUGUGUUGGAUCAGAACUGGUAGACUGGCUUUUGGAGCAGUGCCCUUUUGUUAAGUGCAGAUCUACAGCAGUUGGAGUGUGGCAGCUCCUCCUGGAUAUGGGCAUUAUAUUAUCAGUGGACAGACAACUCUAUUUUCAAGACGCUCAUGCUUUCUACCAGUUCUCAGCGGAUGAAUGUACCUACCUUUUCUGUGAAUUUGAGAAAGAGGAAGGAUGGAAGAAUGGAGUAAAGCUCCUACUUCAAUUACUGCCAUUGUCUCCUCCCAGGAUUGACAUGUGUAAUCUGCCUGAUCAAAAAAUAGAAGAUACGGCAGAAACCAAUGCUGAAAUUCUUGCUCGUCUCACUUCUGCGGUACAGAGAGAACUGGCUGCUGUCAUUGCCUUGAAAGCAAGGAAGUCAGCAAUUCAUCAAAAUGAAGAAAACAGCAGUCAAGAAAUAAGAGGACUAGAAGAGCUCAAGGAUACCUCUGAUGCUCAGGCAGGGGUUUUGUGCAAGCUUCAGGGAAGAGAUGACCUCGGACGGAUUGAGCUGGUCCAGAAGCUGGCGAGAGAAAACUGCCAGUUUUUGCAGGCGGAUAGAAAACCACCGGAGAAGGCAGAACAAGCGGACGAUGGAGGCGGCGGCGAGCGGGCGCGGGAGGAGGCCGGCGCAGCGCUGGUGCUGCGGAAGGUGUGGUCACGCAGCCCGGCCCCCGAGCGGCGCGGGAGAUACGUGGUGGUGUCGGGGACGCCGGAGAAGAUUUUGGAGCAUCUCCUCAGCGACCUGCACCUGGAAGCCGCCCAGGACAAAGAGACGGAAACUCUCCUGGAUGACUUCCUUCUCACGUACACAGUCUUCAUGACGACUGAUGACUUGUGCCAAGCACUUCUGAGGCACUAUUGUGCUAAGAACCACCAAGGGAAAGAAGAUGACUCUGAUGUGUCCUGUAGGAAACGAAAAGUCUUGCAUUUGGUGUCUCAGUGGACUUCUCUCUACAAAGACUGGUUACACGAAGAUGAGCACUUAAAACAAUUUUUGAAGACGAUAUACAGGAAUGUGUUAGAUGAUGUGUAUGAAUAUCCCAUUCUUGAGAAGGACCUGAAAGAAUUUCAGAAGAUACUUGGGAUGCAUCGUCGUCACACUGUAGAUGAGUAUUCACCUCACCGAAAGAAUAAAACCUUUUUCCACCAGUUCAGUCUAAAGGAGAACUGGCUGCAGCACAGAGGAACCAUGAAUGAAACAGAAGAAAUUUUCUGCCGUGUGUAUAUAACGGAGCACUCCUAUGUCAGUGUGAAAGCUCAAGUAUCCACUUCAGCUCAGGAGAUACUGAAGAUUGUAGCAGAAAAGAUCCAGUACCCGGAGGAGGAGUUGGCACUGGUGACAGUCACGUUCUCUGGUGAAAAACAUGAACUACAACCAAAUGACUUGGCUAUCUCAAAAUCUUUCGAGUCAUCCAGUCGUAUGUUUGUCUACCGAAAAGAUCUGACUGAUUCUUUGAACCCAUUUGCUGAAAAUGAGGAAUUGCAGCAAAGGUCUGUGAGAAUUUUGGGAAUCAACACCUGGGAUCUUGCCUUAGAACUAACAAACUUUGACUGGAGCCUCUUCAAUGCAAUUCAUGAGCAAGAGCUGAUAUACUUCACGUUCAGCAGACAGGGCAGUGCUGAAAACACCGAGAAUCUCAGUCUUCUGCUUCAAAGAUGCAACGAGGUCCAGCUUUGGGUUGCCACUGAGAUACUCCUCUGCAGCCAGCUCUGCAAACGUGUACAGCUAGUCAAAAAGUUCAUCAAGAUUGCUGCCCACUGUAAAGCCCAAAGAAAUCUGAAUUCGUUCUUUGCUAUUGUUAUGGGUCUCAACACUGCAUCUGUCAGCCGGCUGUCUCAGACCUGGGAGAAAAUUCCUGGGAAAUUCAAGAAACUUUUCACUGAACUUGAAAGUUUGACGGACCCUUCUCUGAAUCACAAAGCUUACAGAGAUGCAUUCAAGAAAAUGAAAUCUCCGAAAAUCCCCUUCAUGCCCUUACUUCUGAAAGAUGUAACAUUCAUCCAUGAAGGAAAUAAAACUUUUCUGGAUAACCUUGUUAAUUUUGAAAAGCUGCACAUGAUUGCAGAUACUGUUCGGUCAUUGAGACAUUGCAGAAAUAACCAGUUUGGCAAUGAAGUUCCUUCGAAAGAACAUCAUGAGCUGAAGCCAUACGUCCAUCACCUGCAUGUCAUCGACAACCAGCAAGCUCUGUUUGAGCUUUCUCACAGGAUAGAGCCGCGAGUGUGAGCGUACACAGCUUCAUAUAGCCUUGUAGCUACAGCACUUUGAAUUAAGUGAAUGUUUAUGCCAAGCAUGUUGCUUCCCUAUGUAAGAACAGUUUACUGAGUUUUAUCAGUAGCUCACACAACAUGCGCAGGAAAACCAGGCAAGAGCCAGCAAAGGAGCUGCUCACAGAGUUGCUGGGCAAGCUUGGUCACCAGGACCAGAGGGAGCGGAGCAGCGUCCUUUGAGCUCAGGAGCUUGGUUUCUGUGAAAAUAUUGUUUGGUCCAGUGUAGCUUUCAAUGCAGAUUCUGCCAGUAUUAGAAUGAAAGGAAUCGUUGUGUCACAGCAGCAAAACGUUUCAGCAAGCAACAUGCUGAUUCUCGGUUCACCACAGUAUGUACCUCACUAAUUCAAGGCUGCCAAAGUAUUGUUGCCAAAAAUACUGUGCAAUCUGUGCAGCUCCCCUGAGUCCACUGGAGCAUCUUAUUUGAGAUAAGUGCAGACAACCAAGAAUGGGAAUAUAAAAACACAGCGCACCAGAUGAAACUCAAGAGUGCGUCGCGAUGUGGAGGUCAGCAGUAAACAGUUCACGCUGUUAUGGCCCCUUAAGAAUCUGCUUUCUGAAACACUGUAAGAGCCAAUCCACUUUGGUUGCAGUUUAUGGACAGAAUUGUUUGUACACUGAAAAUGUGUUAUUUUUCUUCCUUUUCAGUUAGAUACAGUACCAGCUCCUGCAGUUAACGUGUUAUAAAUUAUAGCAGGAGCUUUGUUUUCUGCUUGGAUUACAGCCUCCUUGGUGUCUAUUCAGAGGCAGUGCCUAGAUCCACCUACAUUCCUAACUCGCCUCCUGGAAAUACUCUUUCAGCAGGUAAAAUUUCACCUAACUUGCACACACUUCUAGUUUUUAAAGAACAAAAGGGUACACCUUACAGGGUACCAGUGUAAUUACCUGCAUACACAGCGGGCUCUCAGCAUCAGGGUCCCUUUACUGCUUCUGUCCCUCUCACACCCCUCCCCUAGCCAAUUUUCAUGUAGCUAAAAGUACUACUUCUGAGCAUGUACUGAGGCAGCAUUUCUAAAGUCUUGUCUACAGUUGACCUACAUCUAAGCACCACCAUCACUGUAGCUCUGGUUUUCAGUGCUAAGAAGUUGCCCUGAAAUAAUCUAGUGAAUGCCACAGGCAAUGUGCAGUGUGCUACUCUGUCUGGCACAUGUUUGUACACUGACUCAGGGUAACAGUCCCUUUACAGAGCAGGGAGGAUACAUGGCAUCGCUUGCCCAUCUCUACUGUAUGUUUUCCACAUGAGGAAGACUUCCAGGAAAAUGCUCCUUUACUGAAGUGUGGAAAUACUGAAGUAGCAUGCUCUUCAUCAUUGUGUUAUCUCUGGUUUAAAGGGAUUUUAAAAAAGCAGCUUUAACAAGUAGUCUCUGGGGGAAUCUGUAGAAUGCAUUCGGUUUUCCCAUCUGUGAAAUAUUGUAUAGAUCUAUUGUAAAGGAAACGGAUGUUUCAGAAAUGUAUUUGCUUGUACUUUGUUAUUAUCAAAUAUUAUAUGAUUUUUUUUUUUAGAAAAAAAAAAUCUUCUUUUUACCCAGUAAAAAGAAAAAAAAAUAAACUCUUGCUGGCCAUGGAGUAAAAAUUUCCUAUGUUCUUCUGUAGAUGUGACUGCACAUAUUGUAAAUAACUCUUUUGUGCAAACAGACCAAAACUGUUCAGAUGAGGGUACUAGCCGCGGUGGGCUCCAUUUUGCAGUGUAAGAACACAAACCAGAUACACUUUGCUGCUUGUGUUAUUGCAGUUCUUCCUCUGGCUACAGCACUCCCUGAAUCCCCACCCUAAGUGCAUUACCUGGGUGGUUUGCUGGGUUUUGAGCUCCCCCUUGUGAAAUCUUUUUUACUGUGGCAUUAUUUUUAGGAGCCUGUAUGUAGACCAGCCUGCAUGCUUUAGCUCAUGUGGUGCAACACUCUAGUCCACAAGUUGUUCUGUUGAAAUCUGUGGGAGAGGGAGCAUUAGAAGGUAUUCAAGGUGAGAAAGUGGGGCUGUUUCUCAGUUCACUGCAUUUGGCUCUGUGAUAGUUUUGGUAGUUACUGCUGAUGAAGCAGCAGCAGUGCCAGAGAAGAAUAAAAGACAAGGAAAUGAAAGAAGGGAAAAAAAGAAAGGAAAAUAAAAAAACGGAAGAAGAAAGAUGACUCUGUGCUCAGGCUUUGAUUUGAAAGCAUGCUAGAGCCACCUUGAAGGCUCCUCACUCUGCCAGUUCAAAAUGGUUGAAGUAAAUGGAUGGGUUAUCUUGUACCAGUAGGCUUCAAGCCAGCUGAGGUAUUGGCUAUCAUCUGCACCGCUGUAACUUUAUACUAAAUGAGGUGUUGUCUACCCCUUGCAGCUGGCAUAAAGUCAGUUUGAAGGCACAUAGCCAGCAUUAACCUCAUUAUCUGUGUUGUGGCUAAUUAGACUACUGUUUAAAACUUUACAAACUAGUUUUCAUAGUGGCCUGUAUAACUUGGAUAUAAAUUUCUGGUCUGAGGGGCCAACGUGGAUGCAUCAAUUUCACAUUGAAGAUAUGGACCUUAUAACUGUUACCAUAAAGGAAAGGCAAAUAACCCAAAUCUGUAGGGUAAUAAGUCUAAUAAAAAAAAGGCCCUUCAGAAUUGUCGUUCAACAGGUGAAGUAUUGCAGAGCUGGGCUGCAGACUGGCAAGCAGUUUGAAGGUGUGGUGGCUGGGAGGAGAACUAGAAGUAAACCAUGUGAAAGGGAAGGCGGACACUAUACAGCCUCUGCCAGGGUGCAGCACUGGUGAUAUUGUGCGAUUUUUUUUUUUAAAUCCUUCAGUAGUACAAUUAUGUUACAUAGGAUAAAAUCCGUGAAUCUUGUAAGUUCAGUUCAUCACAGUCACACCUGGGAUUAAAUACUCUGAAUAUUUUCUUUAGUAGCUAGGAGGAGUAAUUAGACAGAACAAAGGAAAAAGCUGGGUCACUCUAUACCUCUUUGAUGUGGGAUUUUGUUGCAUCAAAUUUAGAUGUUUCUGUGACACAGCUUUUUGAUUCUAGCCCCAUCUCGGAUAGAAAUAAAUUGCAUUUGCAUGACAGUGGCAAAAAAAAAGGUGUUAUCAAAAAUAAUAAGACGUGCUGCUGUAAAAUUACGAAGAAAGAUGUAAAUACUAAACAUUUUAGCAGAGUAAUAUUUAUUUGCAUAGCCUAUAUAUUGUCAUCUUAUACACUGUUAAAUACUGGGAUGAAAUCAAUGAGCUGAGGUAAGAACACCUGCCUGUUCCGUUCUCUCUGAGUGCCAUAAUGCUGUCAGCUUGCAUUAAAAGUAAUCAAACAGAAAACCCCAAAUCAAGGUAUUUACCUAACUUCUCAGGGACUACAGCUAGUAGUUAUCCACCGUUACGAGACCUGGUAUGUAUGAAAUAAUCUGAUUUACCAGAAUCAAUGUUGCCAAUGUUUUCAUAUUUCAUGCUUGUCUGCCUCUGUACAUAUUAUUGUGUCGUGUAUUUAUGAGAGCUAGUAAGCAAUAAUUUAUAUGUCAAAUGGCCAAGCAAUACAAGGUUAAAACUUGUAGAAGCAACUGUUACAUUUAUCUUGCAUUUUCCAGUGUUUUUUAAUAUUGCUUUUAAAAAUAUAAAAACUACCUU